Myotis brandtii (Brandt's bat) is the source of this 781-nucleotide messenger RNA. Its product is annotated as interleukin-32-like. Gene Ontology annotation, biological process: immune response. The coding region runs from base 137 to 691 and encodes 184 amino acids. The record is from RefSeq and is a predicted model, not a curated record. Lineage: Eukaryota; Metazoa; Chordata; Mammalia; Chiroptera; Vespertilionidae. The transcript has 7 exons.
AGAAUGUGAUUGGCUCAGUGGGGGCCUUAAAAGGAGCUGCAAUCAAAGGGAUUCUGUAGAAGAGGCUGCUCCUCUGAAACACUUCUCAUACCUGUUCCUCGCCAUCAAGCCACAGCCCUCUGAAACCUGAACAGCCAUGGUCUGCUCCAAGACAUCCCAAGAAGAUCAUGAGAAAAUGAGGAGUAAAAUGCUCAAAGCUGUAAACAAAUUCUGUGAUAAAGUCAACCCCAAAGAAGAGGACCAGGUUCACAUAUGCCUAGAAGAGCUGGAGAACAACUUCAAUGAGGCCGUGCUGGAUACCGUAUUUGCUCACUGUGAGAACAACGACCAGGAAUCUACUCCCUUACUUCCGGAGCAGCAGCAGGAACUGCGUAACAGAGUCCGAAGUAGAAUCAGCCCUGGACAGAAACCAGGCCCGGAGUGGGACUCUGAGCCAGAAGGAUCGCAGAACCAAAGUCCAGGGGCCCAGAAGCCUGGGGAGAGCUUUUGUGAAUGGAUACUGAGAUUGUUCCAAGAGAUGCUAAGUCAAUUGCAGAAGACGUGGCAGGACGUGCUGGCCUGGGUGCAGGAGAAGUGGGCCUCCCUUGUCAGCGUGGUGAAGUCCAUCUGGAGUGCGAUUAUGAAUUUCUGCUCCAGUGCAGCACAGUCCUUCUCAAGUUUAUUUCAGGUCUCAGGAGUCCCAUUGUGCUAGGGGCAGGGGCCUGACAAAGAAGAAUUACUGAGUAGGCUGAGGGGCAGGGACCAUGGGAGAGAAAAAUUGCUAAUUAUCUCGCUAGAAAAG